Quercus robur (English oak) is the source of this 2102-nucleotide messenger RNA. RefSeq names its product palmitoyl-acyl carrier protein thioesterase, chloroplastic. The transcript has 7 exons. Gene Ontology annotation, molecular function: acyl carrier activity; fatty acyl-[ACP] hydrolase activity. The record is from RefSeq and is a predicted model, not a curated record. Gene Ontology annotation, biological process: fatty acid biosynthetic process. Bases 406 to 1686 code for a protein of 426 amino acids. NCBI's taxonomy places the organism in Eukaryota, Viridiplantae, Streptophyta, Magnoliopsida, Fagales, Fagaceae.
AAACGCCAUUUCCCUACCACCCAAUCAACCGCUGGCCCUAAAGUCCCACAUUUCUCAUUUCUCUCUCUCCAAAUUUCUCUUUGCUAUUUUGGAAAGUGAAACCAAAGCCAAAGCCAAAACCAAAACCCAAAUUUUUAUAAGAAGAAACAAGCGCAUAUAUAUUUUAUAAUUUAAAAAAUUGAGAUUGUAAACCCUAGAGAUAAGUGUCUAGAAAAGAGAAAAGAGAAGUGUUUGCGGAUCCGAAAUGACAUAAGAGCCCUCUCUCCGCUUCUUCUCAUUGUUUCUUGUUUCCACUGAUUCGAAAAUCUUUCAUUUCCUUUUAGUUUCGUCGCUGUUGAAGAAUCAGAGCUCGGAUUGUUAACAAUCUUUAAUUGACUGUUGGGUAAAAAAAAAAAAAAAUUCAACAUGGUUGCCACAGCUGCUACUUCUGCAUUCAUUCCAGUCCCUUCUCCGUCGGCUCCGGACCCCAGCUCCAAGCCGAAAAAGCUUGCGAAUUUGGGAGGAAUGAAGUCGAAAUCGACUUCUUCUGGUGGCUUGCAGGUCAAGGCAAAUGCCCAAGCUCCUCCCAAAAUAAAUGGUAGCUCAGUUAGUUUGACAACACCUGUGGAAACUGUGAAGCAUGAGGUUGAAAUGUCUCCUUCUUCUUCCUCUUCUUCUUCACCGCCACCAAGGACUUUCAUUAACACACUGCCUGAUUGGAGUAUGCUUCUUGCUGCUAUCACCACUAUCUUCUUGGCUGCUGAGAAGCAGUGGAUGAUGCUUGAUUGGAAACCGAGGCGGCCCGACAUGGACCUGCUUAUUGAUCCAUUUGGUCUAGGGAGAAUUGUCCAGGAUGGUUUUGUUUUCCGCCAGAACUUUUCUAUUAGAUCAUAUGAAAUAGGUGCUGAUCGGACAGCGUCUAUAGAGACGUUGAUGAAUCAUUUACAGGAAACUGCUCUUAAUCAUGUUAAGACUGCUGGACUCCUUGGUGAUGGCUUUGGUUCAACACCAGAGAUGUGCAAAAAGAACCUGAUAUGGGUGGUCGCACGGAUGCAGGUUGUGGUUGAUCGCUAUCCUACUUGGGGUGAUGUUGUUCAAGUGGACACUUCGGUUGGUCCAUCUGGAAAGAAUGGUAUGCGGCGUAAUUGGUUUGUACGCGAUUACAAAACUGGGGAAAUACUAACAAGAGCCUCGAGUGUUUGGGUGAUGAUGAAUAAAAAAACGAGGAAGUUAUCUAAGAUUCCGGAAGAAGUUCGAGGGGAAAUAGAGCCGUACUUUCUGGAUUCUGAUCCUGUUGUGGAAGAGGAUAGCAGAAAACUACAAAAACUUGAUGACAACACUGCGGACUAUGUUCGCACUGGUCUCGCUCCUAGAUGGAGUGAUUUAGAUGUCAACCAGCAUGUUAACAAUGUGAAGUACAUUGGCUGGAUUCUUGAGAGUGCUCCGUUGCCAAUCUUGGAGAGCCAUGAGCUUGUUGCUAUGACUUUGGAGUAUAGGAGGGAGUGUGGGAAGGACAGUGUGCUGCAGUCUUUGACUGCCGUCUCUAGCAAUGGUGUUGGCAAUUUGGCUAGUCUUGCUGACAUUGAGUGCCAGCACCUGCUUCGACUUGAGGACGGGGCUGAGAUUGUGAGGGGAAGGACUGUGUGGCGACCCAAAUACGCCAAAAACUUUGGGACUUUUGGUCAGCUUCCAGCGGAAAGCGCUUAAUUUUGUGAGUGCUGGAAUGGCAAUGCUCUCCCUCCCUUCUGUGUGCUCCUCACUUGUGUAGAAUCCUGCAUGUGUUUCUUGGAUUUAUAUAUGUUUCUUCUUUAUAUAUAUAUAUAUAUUCCUUCUCUUUUGUCUCCCCUCGAAAAGAAAAGUAGCCCCAUUGUAAUUAGCUCUUGCUGUAUUCUCUCUCUCUCAAAGGCUCGCUAAAGGACAAAUGUCUGCAUUCUGGCAGUUAACCUUAGCUGUUUGGGAUACCAGGGCGAGUUGUCUUAUUUAAUGGCAUGACAUGUAUAAUUUUUUUUUUUUCUUUUCAUUAUUAUUCUUUGUUAUUUAGAAAUAGCUAUAAAUGUCCAUUUAUUGCUACAAUAAUCAUUGAUCUGACUUCAGUUAAAAACGUGUCUUGUGUUUGGAUGCAA